Molecule: messenger RNA, 1326 nt
Organism: Venustampulla echinocandica
Lineage: Eukaryota; Fungi; Ascomycota; Leotiomycetes; Helotiales; Pleuroascaceae
Product: ARM repeat-containing protein
Exons: 4
Coding region: 1-1326 (441 amino acids)
Source: RefSeq, a predicted model, not a curated record
AUGCGCGACUUGAGACGCCAGGCUCUGGAGAGCGGAAAGACAGUCUCCAGGAAAGCACAGUCGCGCAUCUCCUCUCGCGCGUCGUCGGCCACGAACUCUCGCGCAACUAGCAGAAAUCCAAGUCGCCAUGCCUCGGACGAUGACGAGGAGAAUAUGAGCGACUCCACAAAUUGGAGUGUGAACUCACUUGAUGAGAUGCUCUCUCCCGAACUGCCCGACGAUGUCGCUGGUACAUGGAAGCAGGGUCUCGCCGACCGUAUCGAGGAGAUUAUUGAUCGCAAGAGAAGCAGUGUUCAGGGUAGAGAAUCUACCCUGAACGUAUAUGUUUACUAUCUUAUGAGCCACUAUUGUGGCGAGGAGAUCGAAAAUAAGGCGUCGGAGCUGUUCCCCGCACUGCUGAAGAGCGUCAAGAUGGAAAGCAGCGAAAAGGAGACUUGUCUUGCAUUACGAGCUAUCGCCCUCACGCUUAUUACAAAUCCAUCGGAAACAGCUUACGAUGGCCUAUAUCAACCGUUGAAGCGCGCAUAUACAGAUUCGGAGUUUCACAGUGUUAAAGCUACCGCUAUCCAUACCCUCAGUGCAGCAGCGGUAUAUGGGGGUGCUUCUGAUAGCGCCACCGAAGAUGCUAUGGACGACCUGCUGGAAAUAAUCGAGUCGGAUGGCACAUCCGUCGCUGCAGAUGAUAGUGGUGAAGUGGUUACAGCAGCCUGCCAAGCAUGGGGAUUCCUUGCGACAUUCGUCGACGAUCUGGAGGACAAGACCGAGCCAGCGGCGGAUGUAUUUGUCGAGCAGCUUGACAGUAGCGACACCACAGUCCAGGUUGCAGCUGGGGAAAACAUUGCCUUGCUCUAUGAAAAGAGCUAUACGCCACGAGAGGCUAAUGAUGAGCCCGCGAGUGAUGGUGAUGAUGAUGAUGAAAGUGCCACUAUAGAAUCGCACUUCGUCAAGCGUUACGAAGUCUAUCGCCAAAAGCAUCAGCUCCAGCACACGCUUUCCCAACUCGCCACCGAGUCCUCGAAGAGAAUUGCCAAGAAAGACCGCAAAACGCUCCAUGUCAACUUUGCAGACAUCUUAAAUACAAUUGAACAUCCAGCCCUUGGACCGAGAUAUUCCAUGGCCCGUGACCCCGAUGGUCGCAUGUACGGCUCAAGAAUGACGAUUCGGGUUCACAAAGCUGGGAUAAUGAGGAUCGACAAAUGGUGGAAGUUGCAUAGACUCCAAGCCCUGAAGCGACUUCUUGGCGGUGGUUUCGUACACCACUACCAGGACAAUGAGGUCGUGUUUGAUAGUUUGCCAAUUAUGAUUCAAGCCGACAAUGAUGACUGA